CAUACAUCUGGAGCCGCAUGCUGAGUCUCUCUUCAUCUCACGAUCAAUCCCGAGCGCUGCCACUUUGUAAUUUGAUGGGGCGUUUAACCUUAAUAUUUGCACACCUCCUAAUCAUACCUACACACUCUUGCUACGCCGCAACUGUGACUAACGACACACUAUCAUGAUACCUCAACUGCAUUUCCUGCACUGCUCAAACACCUACCGCGUUGUAUCGUGCACCCCUUGAUAUCCAACAACGCAGCAGGCGACAUGUAAGAUCACUUGAGUCGCUCUGCUGUUCUCCAAAAAUCGGUACAAGAGACUCCCUUCACACUUCAUCACAUUAUCCAUUGGCCACGACGAUAAGCAUACGACGAUGGCCUUUGUUUGUGAACCCCCACAGCUUCCAAUUGCUUUCACGCAAACACUGGAGGACUUGUUAAAUAUCACCAACGAUGGAAUCAGGCGAUCACGGAGCAUGCUAGACCAGAUCGCAAAGACCUCACCAACCGAAGCAUCUUUUGCAAAUGUCAUGCUCCCUCUGGCCCAGGAGGAGAACGAACGAAUCAAUACUCAGGGCCUCACUGAUUUCUUUCAAAAUGUCGCUCCUACCAGAUCUCUUUGUGAUGCUUCGGUUGAGGCUCAGAAGCUUUGGACCGCCUACAGCCAAGAAGUCGAUACUCGAGACGACUUGUAUCGACUCGUCCAAGUUGUCAAGGACAAGAAUGAGAUUCUCGAUCUAGAACUACAAUACUAUCUCAAUAAAACAUUAUCGCGAAUGAUCAGAGAUGGUCUUGCAUUACCCAAUGGCCCUACUCGUGAUCAGUCUAAAGCCAUCAAAAUUCGAAUUGAUGAGCUAUCAGUCCAGUGCAAACAAACACUUUAUCAUGAGGCCGGUGGCAUAUGGUUUUCUGCAGAAGAGCUGGCAGGCCUCCCUCACGAUGUGUUUGGUAAAUUGAGAUCGGACGGCUCCGAGACUGACGAGAAAUUUUGGCUCACAUUCAAGCGCAAUGAUCUUACCAUGUGUUUGAAGUAUUGCACGAAUUCAAUGACAAGUAAGCGUGCUUUCAUUGGGAAUGAGAACAAGUGUCCUGCAAAUGUUGUGCCUUUCAAGGAACUUGUUUCUUUGAGAGCCGAGCUCGCAAAAUUGAUGGGCUAUAAAUCGUAUGCCGAUUACAAAACUCAGGACAAGAUGAUGAGCUUUGAUUCCGUGCAAUCAUUUUUAGCAGAGCUGGAGGCGUCAAUUGCUCCUCAAGCAGAGAUUGAGAUGAGGAAAAUGUGUGAGUGCAAGAAGCGAGAUUUGAUAGGACGAGGAGCUGCUGAAAGUGACAUCGAUGAUCGCAUGUACCUUUGGGACACAGCCUUUUACACUCGUCUGCUGCAAGAGUCUCAACAAGACCUGGAUGAGACCCGAUUUUCCGAGCUUUUCUCUCUCGAUUCUACCAUGCGCGGCUUACUCGACAUCUACGAAGAGCUUUUUGGCAUGCAAAUUAUUGAGCUUUUACAAGAUUCAAGGGAAACGCUUGUGAGUAAGCAAAAACAAGCUGAGGAUGCGAUCACUUGGCACAAGGAUGUCAAGGUCUACUCUGUAUGGGAUGAAGAAGCAAUGGGCGGUAAUUUCUUAGGCUAUCUUUACCUCGACUUGCUUCAACGACCUGGCAAGAGAGACCAUCCUUGCAAUUCUACAUUUCAAGCUGGUUUCGAUCUCUCCAACGGUGCAAGACAUUAUCCAAGCACCGCGCUACUCGCGGCACUUCCACAACCCACACCUAGCAAGCCCACUCUUCUCCGCCAUCGCAAUGUUCUCACCCUUUUCCAUGAACUCGGCCAUGGAAUCCACUAUCUUGUUGGCCGGACAAAGUUUGCUUCGACUUAUGGUACAAGCACCAAUCACGACUUUGUAGAAAUUCCUAGCAAGAUGCUCGAAAAUUGGUGUUGGGACCCAUCCAUCCUCCAGCGCUUGUCCAGACAUUACACAUACCUUUCACCCUCCUACCUUUCAGCAUGGGAAUCUGAGCAUCCGGGGCUCCCGCAACCUGCAGAGAAAGGAGAGCUUGACUUAUUGACGAGUCUCACCGCAUUCAGGAGCUCGAAUUUGGCGUUUUUGACCUUGACUGCGCUCUCCCUAGCCAAGUAUGAUUUUAUCAUUCAUGGUGCUGCAAGUCCAGAAGAAGUAGAAAAGAUGGAUCUGGGUGAGAUAUACAAUCGUGUCAGAAAGGAGGUCAAAGGCCUGUCGGGGCCAGAAGUGUAUGGCGAAGGAUAUGGCUGGGGAUGUGGACAGGCAAGAUUUCAGCACAUGUUUAGCUCUUCAUAUGCUGCAGGGUAUUAUGUCUAUGCUUUAGCCUCAGUAUAUUCUGCCGCGUUAUUCGACUUACGCUUCCGCGAGUCUCCCAUGGACAGGAUUGAAGGGAGAAGAUAUCGACGCAUCAUCCUAGGGAGAGGCGGAAGUGAAUGCGCCAUAAAUUAUCUGAAGGAAUACCUUGGGUGUGAACCAGGAAGUGAGGCAUUCGCGAAGCAAUUUGAAAACACGACAGAUUAGAUGAAGGAAUAGCGAGAUAUUCUGAUCUCUCAUUUUGCAGUAAUCAAUUCAUAGAUGACCAAAAAGAAGUUGCGUC
Mollisia scopiformis is the source of this 2597-nucleotide messenger RNA. Its product is annotated as metallopeptidase. The transcript has 3 exons. Gene Ontology annotation, molecular function: metalloendopeptidase activity. The record is from RefSeq and is a predicted model, not a curated record. NCBI's taxonomy places the organism in Eukaryota, Fungi, Ascomycota, Leotiomycetes, Helotiales, Mollisiaceae. Gene Ontology annotation, biological process: proteolysis; peptide metabolic process. The coding region runs from base 359 to 2521 and encodes 720 amino acids. Gene Ontology annotation, cellular component: mitochondrial intermembrane space.